This is a messenger RNA of Acipenser ruthenus (sterlet), 2510 nucleotides long. It is a transcript of the gene ndp, whose product is annotated as norrin cystine knot growth factor NDP. Bases 291 to 707 code for a protein of 138 amino acids. The record is from RefSeq and is a predicted model, not a curated record. NCBI's taxonomy places the organism in Eukaryota, Metazoa, Chordata, Actinopteri, Acipenseriformes, Acipenseridae. The transcript has 3 exons. Gene Ontology annotation, biological process: Wnt signaling pathway.
AGUGAGAGAAAGGAAGCAUAAAGGCAAUUCAUGUUUCAGGAUCUCCACUCCUGAUAGCUGUCUGAUACAGUAGCUGGAUUGUUCACUCUGCCCUGAACAAGUGAGAGGUACGUGUAAGUAGCUGGGGAAGUACAGAGAUCUGAACUACAUGGAACUGAAAUAUCAAACCACACCUCGGCUCUGAGAGGCUGGCCUCCUGACCUGAACUCUGCAUCCUGGACAAUACUGAAUAAGCAGGGUUCCUGUCACCUGGAUUGCUUGAAUCUUCACCUCUCACCUUGAGGUCUAUAAUGAAAAGCACAAGCCCCCUGGGGAACCCUGGGGUUGCCUUGUUAUUUCUUGUAUGCCCCCUGCUGGUGAUGCUGAGAUGCACAGCCAAUAAAACAGACAAUGGGAAUGUUGCAGAAACUGACCCAGAGAGAUGCAUGAGGCACCACUUUGUGGACACAAUCACCCAUCCUUUAUAUAAAUGCAACUCUAAGAUGGUCCUUCUUGCACGCUGCGAGGGGCGCUGUAACCAGACCUCCAGGUCAGAGCCUGUCAUCUCCUUCAGCUCUAUCCUCAAGCAGCCCUUCAGGUCCACCUGCCACUGCUGCCGGCCCCACACCUCCAAGCUGAAGGCUGUGCGUCUGCGCUGCUCAGGAGGCACCCGCGUCACUGCCACCUACCGCUACAUCCUGUCCUGCAACUGUGAGGAGUGCAGCUAAUCCCUGGGGAGGAGACCACACCCCAGGGCCAUCAUUAGCACCUGGGUGUGUGGGUUUAUAUAGCCAACACAGAAUGCUGUUUUUUUGGUACUAGCACAGAAGAAGCAUGAGGGAACCUAAUGAUGCAAUAACAACCCAGAGGGGGCGCUGUUGAAUCCCUGUGUGUAAAUCACAUUAUUUAACAGGGAAGAGCGUUCAGGCUGGUUCAUUCUUCAUAUAGUGUACUUGGAGACAAUAGUCUCCCUCACUAGUAUAACAUCCUCCACUGACGACAGUCAAUGCACUGCCCUGUUGUCGCCAGAUUAACCAUGUGACGUGGGCUUUCACAGCGCCCCCUGUGGGCAAUUUUUUUUAUUGUGUCACUGUGUUCCAAAUUGCUUGUUCGGUGCCAAUACCCAAAUGCAGCACUCUGUGUUGGCUAGAUCAGCCACAGAAAUGAUGGCUAAACCCCACGAGACUUUCUUUUUGAAAUUGCAACAAAACUGCUUACUAAUGAAAUGGAUUUCUAAAAGCAGUGUCUCCCGCACAGUUUUAUUUUAUUGUAGGUUAUCAGCCACCCUCUUUUAAUUUAUAUCACUAAUUAAAGUGGACCCUUACUGAAUAGUUUGAAAAAUACCAAAUAUUCGCAGAAACUCUAGCAGAACCAUUAGCUAACCACUAUAUUACCAGCAAUGACAAGUCAACAUCAAUGCAUUUUGAAUGUUUGGUUCAUACCAUUUCCCCUUGCUGUGGGACUAAUGCAUUGUCAUUGUAGUGCCACUGCAUUGCUGGAAGAGAGGUGUUUUAGAGACCCCACAAACCAGCAUCUCAGUGGCACACCCCGACACACACCAGGUCCCAGCAAGAAAUCAAGGACAAACCUGCAAGCUAUGGAUUGGUGAGCGCCCCCUAGCAGAACUCUUAAACAUGAGCUAGAAAGAACCAUUCCGACCACCAGACUACUGUUUUUUUUUUUUACUUUUUAAACCAGGAAGACUGAAGCCUGUUUUUUUUUUUCACAAGAGUCUCCUUGUUGUUUCUGAACUGCUACUGAAACGAAAUUGGAAAGUGAACUUUUGACAACACUGAGCUGCUUUCCUUAUUCUGGGAAUCCAGCCUUCAGCAGUGCUUCCAGUACUCCAUUCUGUUUUCUUCUUUUUUAAAGACACAUUGUUAACACUCACACAAGCAAAUGCAGUGCACAAAAGUAAGCGUCUAAUUCUGUCAAUGUUUGAACCUUGUAUUCUGUAUGAGACUAAACAUCUAAUGAAAUAUAACUUGUGAAGUGGUCUAUAUAUUACAAACAUGAUGGCUUCUUUGCAGGUUAUAGAGAAGAGAUUCCAAUUAGUCUUUUUUAAUGCCUCAUAUAAAUCUACACUACAUCAUAAAACCAGCCUGUAAAAUCUCAUCUCAUUCCAGCACUGGGGCUGAAAUGUGCACUUUGGCUUUAAUGAAUGUUUAAUACGAAUACACAUUUACUCUUCAUGUCUUGACGUUCCAGGAGGCUUCACAAUUAAAAAAUUAACUGGACUUGUAGUUAUAAUCCAUUCCAAAAAAAAGCUUUAUAAUGCUAAAUAAUUUGUACGUGUUGACUUCCACGAAAAGGAGGCAAAAAGAGUCCACUUCGAUUCAAAACUUAAAUUCUACCUGCAAGACAACCGAUUUUCAUUCAAACAAAAAUUACAAAGAACACAAGAAUACUGCAAAAAAAGAAUGUUUUACAUGCCAAAACAAGAUUCCUAUUUGGUGUGUCCUUAAUGGCUCGAUAUGUAAACACAAGAUUAGAUUUGAACAGUAAUGAUUCAAAUUUCUGAAACAUGGAUU